This is a messenger RNA of Telopea speciosissima, 1959 nucleotides long. RefSeq lists its product as uncharacterized. The record is from RefSeq and is a predicted model, not a curated record. NCBI's taxonomy places the organism in Eukaryota, Viridiplantae, Streptophyta, Magnoliopsida, Proteales, Proteaceae. The coding region runs from base 178 to 1959 and encodes 593 amino acids. The transcript is spliced from 2 exons.
CUACCCUGUUGCUUCUCUCCACUUCGUCACUUUCCCGCACGAACCCUCCCUGCUUCUUAUUCUUAUCAUUUCCUCUUCCUCAUCUCUUGCUAUUUUCUCUCUAGUUGUCUGCAAACAAGUUGUUUGGGGAUUUUGGUUUCAGAUGCAGGAACGGUAAAGACACGAACAGUAAAGGAAAUGAGUUGGUCGUCGAGUGAUGAUUUUUUUGUGAGCUGCAAGUUAGAGGUCUUCGCGGUUGACCUCUUUUCCGAACCAUUAGAAUUGACACAGUGCAAAGCUGUCGUCUAUGAUGGGCCGAAGGGUGAUGAUUUCAAGAAGUUCUUGCGGUUUAAGAACUUUCGAGUAAACCGUCAGGGAAAGGCUAUUGUUCGUGUCCAAAAGCGUGACGACGAUGAUGAAUUCCUUGAAGGUGAGUAUGAUACCUUCGUUUUAGAAACGGUGGUACCAUUGGGCCCUUUUGGUUUCCAGAAUGUGCCGUUAUCAAAGCCACAAGCUAUGAACGAAUUGCAAAGCCUCCUAGACAAUACCAAGGCUGAAUUGGUGAAGAAGAAUGAUGAGCUUAAUGAAUUGCGAAGCCUCCUGGAUAAUACCAGGGUAGAGUUGGCAAAGAAAAAUGAUGCACUUAAUGAAUUGCAAAGCCUCUUGGACAAUACCAAGGAUGAAUUAGUGAAGAAGAAUGAUGCUCUUAAUGAAUUAAUGAAGCAGAAGAUUGAUCAGGACUGGAAUCCUGAACAGUUCAGCAGACUGAAUAUCGUUGCGAUCAUUAACUCAAUGAAGAGAGUGUUUCUUGACUUUGGUCUUGAACCACCGGCAAGUGAAGAUCCAGAAUCUGUGCUGAAGUUUGUCGAGAUGUUACAUGAUUUGAUCCUUCACCAAGAAUUCAGUGCCACUUUCUUAGUAUCCGCGAAUGGGAUACUGACCUCUAUUGCAAGUAUGUUUGAGAAAUACACUGGCUUAAGCAUUGGCAUGGAAACAAAUAGUUCGACUGCAGCCCAACUCAUAAAGAAUCUACUUACCUUAAGAGGCUUUAUGGAUUCCCACUUCUUUAUAGAUGGCAGUGUGAUAAUUAGGGAUUUCCGUUUGAUGAACGAGGAGGACCUCCCAAUAAUCUUUCGGGAUUCUGCAACAGGUGUGGUAGAGCUGAAGCAAAAGGAGAUAGGUACGAAAUCAAUCGAUAACAUCGACGCAUACUCCAUCUUCUACGGGUAUUUCAACAUUCCAACGAUGGGGGUGUUCAAAGGUGUUUUGACGAGAGUUCAUGUGAAUCUGCCGGAUGAGAUCAUGGUGAAACUUAGAGUAGGCAAACAUAACCUUAAUGAUAAAAGGUUUUGGUUUGUCUAUGCCAACGGGUCAGGUAUAUUUCAAAAGGAUCCUUUAUGUCCUCUUGAAUCGACGGUAGACAAUAAGCUAGUGGAUGUCAAAUUCCCCCUUUCUCGGAUCUUAGGUGGCGAGACCGACUUCUUAGGGUUUGUGCUUAAGAUGAAUCGAACCUUCGUUAACGAGAAGGGAACAUAUCUCAAGUUUGAUUUUAUUGCAACCAAGAGGACAAUAGCGGUGAACGACCAUCUCCUUCACUAUUUUGACAAGGAUUUUGCACUGUUUGAUCCUUUUAAGUUGGUACAAUUCGAUGUGAAUGAAUGUGCAACCGAUAUCAUAGACCGAAAUGUUUCAGUCCCUUCAUCAUGGACAGAUAAGAGUGAGCAAUAUGCCUCCUGGAUUGUAAAUGAAGCUUUGGGUAACGACUGUGCUUUCACGUUGAAGGGUAUCUGUUUUAUUGGGAAAAUAACAAAAGCCUAUGGUACUUUCCGCAAUAAUGCUCUGGUCAACGUCUUCUUCGAACAUAACCAACACGGGGAGAAUUGUUAUGUCGAUGCUCUGGCAACAACUUUCUUUGUUUUGAAAACAGAGAAAUUAACUUCUUGGGUUAAUGGUGAAAAGAUGGCUCUGGAAUUUAUUUAA